Messenger RNA from Trypanosoma theileri, 1290 nucleotides. RefSeq lists its product as uncharacterized. The record is from RefSeq and is a predicted model, not a curated record. Bases 1 to 1290 code for a protein of 429 amino acids. The transcript has a single exon. NCBI's taxonomy places the organism in Eukaryota, Euglenozoa, Kinetoplastea, Trypanosomatida, Trypanosomatidae.
AUGACAGCGAUGUUCGUCCAACUACGCCGCGUGGUAUAUGUGUUGUUGCUUUUACAUGUUUUUGCGGGCAGGGUACAAGCAGCUACCGGCCAACCGACACUUACGUGCACUCGUGAACGUGAGAACGAUCUGAAAUUUGCCGAGAAAAGAAUGAAGGAAUCGUGGGAAAGUCCUGGCACGCCACUUGUGGGAGGAAAGGCUUGUCUGGAGGUAUGGGAGAGGGAGGUGAAGGCAUGCAAUGAUAAUCACGCAGCGAUGGAAAUUGCUUUAAAUGCCACCACUGAGGUUGUUGAGAGCGUCAAAAAGUUUCGUGGUGGAAAGGGUGAUAAGAAUCAGGAGUCUUGCCGGCAAACAAAUGUUCAGGAGUAUUUGAGGAAAUUCGACCAGAUGAAGAAAAAUUAUGAUGCGGCUGUGCCCAAAGCAAAAGAACUGGCGGAAAAUGCCGUUGAAGCAGGGAGAAAGUGUUUUACGUACACCGGUAACUUGGCUGAACCGGCGAGACAACUCAGAGAGGCACUCGCGUGGUACAAGGAAAUGGUUUUAAACGAUGAAGAAUACAGAGGUUGUGGCCUGGAGAGUAGGGGCGAUAUACUCGAGGAUUACACGGGAAAAUCCCGUGAAAUGGAUGAGGUAUUGAAAAAUCUUACGGUGAUGAAAGGGUACACCCAGGUUUGCGGGCUGGCGUCCAAAAGAGAUGUGGGGGACCCGUUGAGAAAGAAGUAUGAUGAAUUCCUGCUGCUUUGUCCUCAGGAUCUUGUUAGCAAACAGAAACCGGUUUUUGAGUCGCAGAAGAAGGAGGAAAUCGUAAGUGAUAAGGGUCCGAAGAGUAGAAGAGAAGGUGAGGAGUAUUUGGUAAAGCAGAAGGCCCUCAAGAAAUUCGAGGAAAAAUUCAAGCCUUUGGAGGAUAAAUACACUGAAGAAAGAAAGCAGGAUGAGGAAAGAAGGAAGGCGGAAGCAGAGGCGAGAAAGUUGAAGAGGGCUCAAGAAAAACAGGCGGCGAUAGAAAGGGCGAGGAGGGAACAAGAAGAAAUGGCGGCACAAGAAGAGGCCAAGAGGCUUGCAGAAAAGAAAAAGGAAGAAGAGACCAAGAGACUCGCAGAAAAGAAAAAGGAAGAAGAGAAAAGGAGGGCUGAAGAAAGGAAAAAGGAAGAGGAGUCCAAGAGGAUUGCGGAAGAACAAGCGAAGAAGGCCAAGAUGAAGAAGGAUGGCAGCAACGGUCCUGCAUUGGUGCACAGUCCCUUGUUGCUUAUUGUUCUGCUGUGUGUGCUGGGCUGCACUCUUGUUUGCUGA